Molecule: messenger RNA, 395 nt
Organism: Staurois parvus
Lineage: Eukaryota; Metazoa; Chordata; Amphibia; Anura; Ranidae
Source: the annotation of a GenBank genome assembly
AUGCAGACUGCUUCUACAAACAUUCAUGAAAGACUGUGCAAUAUGUCCACCUGUGAAAUUUCCUUGCUACUAAAUAUUCUACAGUCAACUGUUAGUGAUAUUUUAACAAAGUGGAAGCAACUGGGAACAGCAGAAACUCAGCCACAAAGCAGUAGGCCACAUAAAAUGACAGAGCAGGGUCAACUCUUGCUGAGGUGCGCAGAAGUUGCAAACUGCAGAGUCAAUAAAGACCUCCAAACUUUGUGUGGCCUUCAGACUAGCACAACAGUGUGUAGAGAGCUUCGUGGAAUGGGUUUCCAUGACCGAACAGCUGCAUCCAACCAACAUGAUAGGUUGCCAUCUGUGCAAAAAGCAUCAGAUGCAGUGGUGUAAAGCACGCUGCCACUGGACACUAG